Spathaspora passalidarum NRRL Y-27907 is the source of this 888-nucleotide messenger RNA. It is a transcript of the gene SSU81, whose product is annotated as osmosensor. The coding region runs from base 1 to 888 and encodes 295 amino acids. The record is from RefSeq and is a predicted model, not a curated record. NCBI's taxonomy places the organism in Eukaryota, Fungi, Ascomycota, Pichiomycetes, Serinales, Debaryomycetaceae. Gene Ontology annotation, biological process: regulation of actin filament polymerization. The transcript has a single exon. Gene Ontology annotation, molecular function: protein binding.
AUGGGAUACAGUUUUUCUAAUUUAACAGGUGAUUCCUUUGGGAUAGCAACCAUAUCGUUUGGUAUCAUCUCAUGGGUGGUAUCCAUAGCAGGUGCUGCUGCAUCCAAUCAAAAGAACUUUCCCAACCUUUCUUGGUGGGGUCUAGCAUACGAGGCAGUGAUUAUAUUAGUAGUAUUAUUAUUGUAUUGUAACAAUAAUAUUGAGUUGUAUAAAUUUACCCUUGUGGGUCUUAUAGCUAUUGCCUUUGUCUACAGUACAAACACAGUUAAUAACCUUAUCUACAACACCAACUCCAGUGCAAACUUAACCUGUGCUGCUGGAUGCAUCCUUUUAAGUAUCUUGAACUUACUUUGGAUCUUAUAUUUCGGAGGGCACCCUGAAUCUCCAACGAACCAAUUUAUUGAUUCCUUCAGCAUCAGAAACCAAGGUCCAACUCAUGACAACUUGAACAGAGCCAUCAAUAAAUCAGAACAAUAUAACGGUGUCGAAGAAUUAGGUGCCAUGGGUGAACCUACCGCCACCACCACCACUUACAACCAAAGAUUCUCAUCUGUGGCAAGCGCAAGACCUGCUUCUAAACAAUACAUGUCAUCAUCACAAUUGAAUGGACUUGAAAAUUCGUCUGACAUACCCGGAAGAGACCUUACGCAAAGUAAGAGAAAUACCAUGUACCCGGAAUCGGAACUAGGUACUGGGGUAACGUUCAGAUAUAAAGCUAAGGCAUUAUAUAGUUAUGAUGCUAAUCCUAGUGAUGAAAAUGAGAUCUCGUUUAAGAAGGACGAAGUUUUAGAGGUUGAUGAUAUCGAUGGUAAAUGGUGGCAGGCAAGAAGACCUAAUGGUGAAAUAGGUAUUUGUCCUUCUAAUUAUGUCAAGUUGAUUGAGAACUAA